AUGGCUGAGCUGGGGAGGUUGCUUAUGUACGAAGCGGCAAGGGAUUGCCUGCCUACUAUCUCAGGGGAGAUUCAGUCACCUAUGGCCAUUACCUCUGUAGAAUUUAUUGAUUCGAGGGAACCUGUAGCGAUUGUUCCCAUCUUGAGGGCUGGUCUUGCUCUUGCAGAACAUGCAUCAUCAAUCUUGCCAGCAACAAAAACAUAUCAUCUAGGGAUUAGCAGAGACGAAGAAACGCUUUAGCCGACUGUAUACUUAAACAAGUUACCUGAUAAAUUUCCUGAAGGUUCUCAAGUAUUUGUUGUCGAUCCUAUGCUGGCAACAGGUGCUAAUAGUCUUCCUAUGGCUGAACUACUUGGAUAAUAUGUCUGUUUUGUAGAGCCUUCAUUAUGUCUUUUUCUUACUUUCACGAAUUGAAGAAAAUCUUGUGGUUAUAAUUACAUGACUGCCACUACUUUUCCACCUCUUCAAAAUCUUACUGAUAUAAGGUCUUGAGGAAAUUUGUUCCAUUGUUGUCUGCAUUACUGGUCAUUACAUGUAGUCUUCCAUUUUUGUCCUAUCUAUUCAGGAGUUUGAAGAUUAAGAUGCAUUCCAUUAUGGCUGUAGUGAUUUCUUUUCUUUAAUUAGAUUUAGUUUCAAUUAUGUU
Molecule: messenger RNA, 643 nt
Organism: Ilex paraguariensis (yerba mate)
Lineage: Eukaryota; Viridiplantae; Streptophyta; Magnoliopsida; Aquifoliales; Aquifoliaceae
Source: the annotation of a GenBank genome assembly